Messenger RNA from Otolemur garnettii (small-eared galago), 2925 nucleotides. RefSeq names its product RAB44, member RAS oncogene family (gene RAB44). Lineage: Eukaryota; Metazoa; Chordata; Mammalia; Primates; Galagidae. The transcript has 13 exons. Gene Ontology annotation, molecular function: GTPase activity; GTP binding. The record is from RefSeq and is a predicted model, not a curated record. Bases 1 to 2925 code for a protein of 974 amino acids.
AUGGAGAGUGGUCAGCAAGUGUCUCGAAAAGCCCGGAGGCUGGGCUCCAGCCGCCGGCGUCAGACAAGAGAGCCAGCUGAUGGCCAAGAUGCCCCUUUGGCUCCAGAGCCAGAGACCUGGUCCUCUCAGGCAGCUGCAGAACUGCAGGGCUUCUUCCAGGACUGUGGUGCCAUAGAGAGGGGCUUUGUCACCCGUGAGGACCUGGCGAUGGCCAGGUUCAGCUUCCUGGGCAGCGAGGAGGAACCAGAGAUGAUCUUCAACUGGGUGGAUGUGGAGCAGAAGGGACGUCUCUCCCUUGAAGAAUUCAGCUCUGGACUCAAAAACAUCUUUGGCUCCAGCCAGAGUUCCCAGAGGCUCCGCAGAAGGAGACCAUUGCCCUCUAAGCGGGUAUCUGCUAUCACCAGCUUUCCAGCACUGGAGGAGGUUGAUGCUGAGGAGAAGGAGGCGUUCCUUGCCUUCAUGGAGCAACUGGGGACCAGCCCCCUACUUCCUGAGCAGACGGAGAUCUGGCAGCUAUGGGGUAAGCUACGGCAGGAGGAGCCCCAGCUGGCAGGCAACCUGGCAGACUUUCUAGCCAAGAUGACCAGCCGCCUGCAGGAGGCACAGGCUGACAAGGAGGCUUUGGAGCAGACCCUGAGGAAGCGGGACUCUGACCACCACCGUGAGGUCCAGCAGCUCUACGAGGAGAUGGAGCAGCAGAUCCGCCGGGAGAAGCAGCAGCUGCAGGCUGAGAGUGACUCUCGGGGCCUGGCCCUCAGCUCCCAGAUGCAGAAGGCCCUGGAAGCCAAGGAGCGCGAGAUGCAGCAGCUGGCUGAGGGCCAGAGGGAGCUGGAGGCCAAGCUCCACCACCUCAGUAGCACAAAGCAAGAAGCCAACUCGGAGAACCAGCAGCUUCGGGAGGCCGAGCGCGACUUAGCUGGGCAGCUAGAGGAGGUGCGGGGACGGCUGCAGGUGACCAGGAAGCACCUAAAUGCCGCCAGGGGCCGAGUGUCCUGGCAGAUGCAGGAGGAAACAAGUGUCUCCAGAGCAGAUGAGAUGGCCCAAGGCCCUCAGGCUAUCUCCCCUGAGGAGGCUCCUCUGCCCAGGCUGUUUGGGGACCAUGAGGACUGGGGUCAGCUCCUGAGCAGCAUCCACAGCCCUCCACACACAGCCCUGCAGCUCUCCUGGAGCCCACCCCCCACCCCAAGAGCUGCAUCAAGCCCUCAGACACCUCGUGUGGUCAGGCAGAUCUCCAUCUCAGAGCCACACACUUCGCUAUUUGGUCAAGAGCCAUCUUCAGACCCCGAUGGAGCUCCAAGGAUUCCCCCCAGGGUGACUUCCAGCACCAAGAACGAGAAAGGAGUGGACCCAGAAGGACAGGAUGUCAACCCAGAGCAGCCUGUAGAGAACCUUCCCAACCCAGACCACAGCGAGGAGCCAGAGUCUAGACCCAAGGGCCACUUCCUCUGGGAUAUCCCAGGAGCUGGGGAGUCAGGAAGCCUGGUGGCAGCUGCUCUGAAGGUGCUCACUCCUUUGGAGGGGGAACCACCUUCCCAUGUGAACUCUCUUCUUUCUCAGGCCCAAGCUGGGCCCAGCAAACAUUCAGACACAGAUGACAAGGGUCCCGGGCCUGACCCUGCCCCAGCCAAGCCACCCAGGCAGAUAGAGGUCCUCCAUCACAACCUGUACGCCACUGGUUCUGAGUCAGGGGCAGGAGCCCAAAGGGCCAGAACCCUCAUACUAAAGCCAGCUGGACUUUCCCUGGGUCUGGAGUCUGUGGGAGAUCCCACAGAGGACCUGGGGCAAGGCAAGCCGGGCCUGGCUCAGGGCAAGCUGGGCCUGGCUGUGCAGGAGGCCCAACCCGAGGAGCUGAGAGAAGGUCCUGGCCAGAGUCUGGAAAAGGAACCAAAGGCUGAGGAAGGAAAACAAGUGGAUGGGGGUGAGCAGGACCUCGGUUUAGAGCAGUCAGCUGAGGUUCAUGGUCUGCAAACUGGGCCUUCAGGACUCCCCCAGCAAGACACACAGCCGGCUCCUCUCACACCUGACUCACCACAGACAGGACCAGCAGCCUUUGCUUUUGGAAAACCAUCACCUCCAAGGGACUCUCCUCCCCUCUCCUCUAUGGGGGCUUGGCCUGGGGCUGCAGCAGGACUCCAGGAGCCCACACAAGCCAUGUCCACUAUCAUAGCUGAGCUGGAAGCUCAGCCCAGGCCCCAACCCAUGACUGCUCACUCAGAAGAACAAGGCCCCCCUCAAUCCAGGGAGCCAAGGGCAGAGAGGAGGCCUGAAGAUCUAGAGACGGGCUCCAGGGAGGCUGAGCUGACCCCAUCCCUGGGGGACCCCAUGGCCAAUCAGCCUCAGGCCAACCCUGAUUACCUCUUCCAUGUCAUCUUCCUGGGAGACUCCAAUGUGGGCAAAACAUCUUUCCUGCACCUGCUACACCAGAACUCCUUUGCCACUGGGAUGACAGCAACUGUGGGGGUGGAUUUUCAGGUCAAAAAUCUGCUUGUGGACAAUAAAUGCUUUGCGCUGCAGCUCUGGGACACCGCUGGCCAGGAGAGGUACCACAGCAUAACGCGGCAGCUGCUCCGCAAGGCUGAUGGGAUAGUGCUCAUGUACGACGUCACCUCCCAGGAGAGCUUUGCCCACGUGCGCUACUGGCUAGACUGUCUCCAGGACACAGGUCUGGACGGGGUGGUCAUCCUUCUCCUGGGAAAUAAGACGGACUGUGAGGAGGAGCGGCAAGUGCCCACUGAGGCUGGGCAGCAACUGGCCCAGGAGCUGGGGGUCUCCUUUGGGGAGUGCAGUGCCGCCUUGGGUCACAACAUCUUGGAGCCCAUAGUGAACCUGGCCAGGUCACUCAAGAUGCAAGAAGACCGCCUGAAGGGCUCACUGGUGGAGGUGGCUCCCAAGAAGCCACACAAGAAAGCUGCCUGCUGCUUCUAA